AUGGCAACCGUCCAAUCCCUUGGAUAUACUACAGGUGCAAAAACGUUUGGAGAGUGGAGUACCAAUUUCACGGCGUUCGUCGUCUCCCACUUUUCAGGCAAAUGCACCAGAGUAGAUGUGGUAUUCGACCGGUACAAUCCAAAUUCUAUCAAGGAAGUUACUAGAGCAAAACGGAAGAAGGGGAAGAACAAAGGUAUUACAAGAAAUGCGGAGAGCAGGGAGCAACGAAUUGGUAACUGGGACAGAGAAAGUUUGCAGGAGCUGUCUUCCGACCACGAGGAGGCAGACACUCGAAUUGUACUUGAUGCUAGAGACGCAACCGAUAGAGGUUACCAGCAGGUGAACAUCUUGUGUCGUGACACAGAUGUUCUUGUCCUCCUAUUGGCAUUCAGAAAAGAUCUCUGUAAAGAAAUUUUGAUGUUCUCCGGUACAUCCCGAAGAAAGAAAUACAUUCCAGUUCAUAACAUCUUAUUGCCAGAAGAGAAGAGAAAGUCGCUCCUUGCAUUUCAUGCAAUCAAAGGCUGCGAUAACAGCAGCCAGUUUGCCGGCAUCGGUAAACAAUCAGCUUGGAAAAUCCUUGAAGGUACACCAGAGCUUAUCGAGCAUCUAGGCGAACAUUGCCCUCCACUCGAAAGCGUCUUGGCCGAUUCCGAAGCAUUCGUACGUCAACUCUAUAACCAUGUAACAAAUGGCAAAGAUAUAAAUAAGGACCGAGCAUCAGCAUUUCGCAAGGUGAAAAAGAACCUUGAUUCCUUUCCUCCGACAAAGGAUGCACUGCACCUUCAUAUAAGGAGGGCGAACUACCAAAGCAUGAUUUGGAACAAAGCAAAAGAGCCUCAUCUAUCCCUGGCUAGUCCAGAAGAAAAUGGGUGGUUCUACAAGGAAGGAGUUCUUAAGCCGAAGUUGACAAAUCAAGAGGAACUAUCAGCAUCGUGUUUACAAUUAGCGUUCUGCGGAUGUUCGUGCAAUGAUUCGACAAUGAUAGUUGUGUCAACUGCCGAUGUACUUGUGUUCGGUUGUCUCUUGGAUGUACCAAAGGUUGCAAGUGUGGACACACGUGUAGAAACACUAGAAACAAUUCACUUGACGAAGAAGAAGUGUGACUAAUAUAGAUUUAGUUCAGACAGCCUACAUUGCAGCAGCAGCAGGUUUUUGUUAUCUUUUCUUUUUUCUGAUCAAACUGUGUGCACAAGUUAAAAACCUGCAGUGACUAUCCCACACGAAAAUAUCCUUUGCAUACAAGGAAAGCUAAGGAAUAAAAGUGCAUAAACAGGGACUCUUCCAAGCAGUGAAUGAUUAUAUUCAUACGCAUUUAGCCUUGUUUUGGCGUUGUGCCCGGGAAAUAGGCUUUGUUGUCACACAAGAUUAGCUAGAAGAAAUAGAAAUAUCGAUCAAUAGAAACUGUGCUUUUUAAUGCAUUUUAUUGAAAGAGUCUGACUGCACAAGUAGUGCAGUUCUCAAGUGACCAUUCUAUAAGCAAGCAAAAUUUUGAUCAAUUCCAACCAAGGGCAAAAAGUUUCUACAAUCAUAUAACUGAUAUUUCCAUCAGUUUGCUAGACUUCAUUGUACAUUUGAUCAUGUCUUGUUAUUAGCCUCGCUUUCAUGCUUAGAGGGCGAAUCUGGUCACGUGACCAUUCU
This is a messenger RNA of Stylophora pistillata, 1638 nucleotides long. RefSeq lists its product as uncharacterized. The record is from RefSeq and is a predicted model, not a curated record. NCBI's taxonomy places the organism in Eukaryota, Metazoa, Cnidaria, Anthozoa, Scleractinia, Pocilloporidae.